Molecule: messenger RNA, 8907 nt
Organism: Aquila chrysaetos chrysaetos
Lineage: Eukaryota; Metazoa; Chordata; Aves; Accipitriformes; Accipitridae
Gene: NCAM2
Product: neural cell adhesion molecule 2
Exons: 18
Coding region: 128-2638 (836 amino acids)
Biological process (GO): cell adhesion
Cellular component (GO): membrane
Molecular function (GO): protein binding
Source: RefSeq, a predicted model, not a curated record
CAGUCACUUAGCGAGCGGCGCUCCGCGGGUGCGGGGCUGCGCGGGCGGGCGCGGACGGCAGCGGGGUUUGCCUGGGCUGGUCGAGCACCUCCAAGUUGGAACUGUCCACCGGCGCGAGCUCCUGAACAUGAGCCUCCUGCCUCUGUACCUGUUCGGAUUGCUCCUCAGUAGCGGGCAAGCUCUACUUCAAGUUACAAUUUCACUUAGCAAAGUUGAGCUCAGUGUGGGUGAAUCCAAGUUCUUCACAUGCACAGCCAUUGGUGAGCCUGACAACAUAGAUUGGUACAAUCCACAAGGAGAGAAGAUUGUUUCUAGUCAAAGAGUGGUUGUUCAGAAAGAAGGUGUUCGAUCACGUCUAACCAUUUAUAAUGCAGAUAUAGAAGAUGCUGGUAUAUAUCGGUGUCAAGCAACUGAUGCUAAAGGACAAACUCAAGAAGCUACAGUUGUUUUAGAAAUUUAUCAAAAGCUCACUUUCCGAGACACAGUAUCUCCACAAGAGUUCAGGCAGGGAGAAGAUGCAGAAGUUGUUUGCCGUGUUACUAGUUCACCUGCUCCCGUUGUCAGCUGGUUGUAUCGGAAUGAGGAAGUCACAACUAUUGCUGACAAUCGAUUUGCAGUAUUAGCAAACAAUAAUCUCCAAAUUCUUAACAUCAAUAAAAGUGAUGAAGGAGUAUACAGAUGUGAAGGAAGAGUGGAAGCCAGAGGAGAAAUUGACUUUCGGGACAUAAUUGUUAUUGUGAAUGUUCCCCCUGCAAUUACUCUGCUACAGAAAUCCUUUAAUGCCACUGCAGAUCGAGGAGAAGCAAUAACUUUGUUCUGCAGAGCCACUGGAUCACCUCCACCUGAAAUCAGUUGGUAUAGGAAUGGUAAACUUAUUGAAGAAAAUGAAAAAUAUAUGCUGAGAGGAAGCAAUACAGAACUAACAAUAAGCGAUAUAAAAAAUAUUGAUGCAGGUCCUUAUAUCUGUAAUGCUAAAAACAAAGCAGGAAAUGAUAAAAAACAGACAUACCUUCAAGUUUUUGUACAGCCUCAAAUAAUACAACUUAAAAAUGAAACCACGGUUGAGAAUGGGAAAGCCACCCUCAUCUGUGAAGCAGAAGGAGAACCUAUCCCAGAGAUUACUUGGAAAAGGGCCAUUGAUGGGAUAACUUUCUCUGAAGGUAACAAGAGCCCAGAUGGCCGUAUAGAAGUCAAAGGGCAGCAUGGAAAAUCGUCACUGCAUAUUAAAGAUGUGAAGUUGUCAGAUUCAGGGAGAUAUGACUGUGAAGCUGCAAGUAGAAUUGGUGGGCACCAAAAGAGCAUGUACCUUGAUAUUGAAUAUGCUCCAAUGUUUGUGUCAAAUCAAACCAUGUAUUACUCUUGGGAAGGCAAUCCCAUCAAUAUAAGCUGUGAAGUGUUAGCAAAUCCAUCUGCCUCAGUUCAGUGGACAAGAGGAAAAUUAGUUUUACCGGUAAAAAAUACAACACAUCUGAAGACCUACAGUACAGGGAGAAAGCUGAUUCUAGAGAUUGCUCCCACAUCUGACAGUGAUUUUGGACGGUAUAAUUGUACAGCCACAAACAGAAUAGGAACAAGAUAUCAGGAGUAUACACUUGGUCAAGCUGAUGUGCCAUCAAAUCCUUAUGGAGUACGAGUUUUAGAGCUGUCACAAACCACUGCCAAAGUUUUGUUCAAUAAGCCAGAUUCACAUGGAGGUGUGCCCAUUCAUCAUUACCAAGUGGAUGUAAAAGAGGUAGCCUCAGAAACCUGGAAAAUAGUUCGCUCCCAUGGAGUUCAAACAACGGUUAUUCUCAGCAAUUUGGAACCAAAUACAACAUAUGAAAUCAAAGUAGCUGCUGUAAAUGGAAAAGGGCAAGGAGAGUAUAGCAAAAUUGAGAUCUUUCAGACCUUACCUGUCCGCGAGCCAAGCCCCCCUUCAAUUCAUGGACAACCAGGAAGUGGCAAGAGUUUUAAAAUUAGCAUAACUAAACAAGAUGAUGGAGGUGCCCCCAUUUUGGAAUAUAUUGUCAAAUACAGAAGUAAAGACAAGGAAGACCAGUGGCUAGAGAAAAAAGUACAGGGUAGUAGAGACCACAUCAUCUUAGAGCAUCUUCAGUGGACUAUGGGUUAUGAAGUACAAAUUACAGCUGCCAACAGACUGGGUUAUUCUGAACCAACAUUAUAUGAAUUCAGCAUGCCACCAAAGCCUAACAUUAUUACAGACACUCUUUUUAAUGGUCUUGGACUUGGUGCUGUCAUUGGCCUGGGAGUGGCAGCCCUUUUAUUAAUCCUGGUUGUGACUGAUGUUAGCUGCUUCUUUGUACGACAAUGUGGAUUGCUAAUGUGCAUCACCAGGAGGAUCUGUGGUAAAAAGAGUGGUUCAAGUGGAAAAAGUAAAGAACUGGAAGAAGGAAAGGCUGCUUACUUGAAAGACGGAUCAAAAGAGCCAAUAGUGGAAAUGAGAACAGAGGAUGAAAGAAUUACUAAUCAUGAAGAUGGGAGUCCAGUAAAUGAGCCAAAUGAGACAACUCCCCUUACAGAACCGGAGAAGCUGCCACUAAAGGACGAAAAUGGGAAAGAAGCUUUAAAUCCAGAAACCAUAGAAAUCAAAGUUGCUAAUGACAUCAUCCAGUCAAAAGAAGAUGAUAGCAAAGCAUAAUAAGAUAAACUACAGCUGUCUGGAUAAUGCAUUUGGAUUAAGUAACCCUGUGACCAAAACUUUACAGCUGACCUUAAUUCCUUGGGAAACUUAAGCUUGGAAUAGUUAGUACAUGUGUACAUAUGAUGAAACAGUUUCUGUCUACAGUUCCUUUCUAUUUUUUUGUUAAUGGUUUUAGUAUGUAGUUUUGCUGACACCAAGUCCCAUGGUAUAAAUUUGAAAAAUCUGCAGAAUAAGAACUGUAAUUUAUUAUAUGACAAAGUAUGUCUAUUUAGAAGACUAGUUACAAAGCACCCCUAAACACAAACAACACAUCAGGUCUCUCCAGAUCUUACAGUGCAAGCUACAUACAUAAAGUGCCAUAUACUGCUGUAUUUGUUUCCAUUUAUAAUGAAGCAAAAGUUUAGGUUGCCUUUAAAAAAAAGAAAACCAGUCUCAGUAUAAUGUUUAAGACCUUAGUACUGGCAGACACUCAGUAGUCAUUCCAGCUGUGCUUAUCACUUGAAGCAAACAAAAAAAAGACACUCUUCAAUAUAGAGCCAGCUCCACCAGCAGUUUCACCUUAGUUCUUCAGUAAAAUAAAAAGAUAACCACAAUGUACAGAUUUAAAUUGGCUAAAUAAUUUGUAGCAGUAUAUUGGCCUCGUCCUAACUACAUGAGUGUGACUCUGAAAGGCUCCAGGAUUUUCAGUGCUUCAGGUUUUCUGUACUAAAGUUUUGGAGGUUGCAUGUGAACUAAAAUGCAGCAAAGGUGUGAAAAGAAAACUCUUUUUUGAUCAUAAUCUUGGCUUCAAGCAAAACCUUACAAUAAACACAAACUCACAUUAUUUGUCCCAAAAUAUUUAUACAUAUACAGUAUUCAUUCUUUUAGUGCUAAUCAUUUAGUCGAGGGUUAAAACUGCAUUUUAGUGUAGUAGAUACAUUUUGUCCCCAAAUCAGUACAUGAAAUAUUAAAAGUUGGCCUUAUUAAAGUAGCACUUGUUCCUUUAUGAUUUCAAACACUUUGUCUUAACAAAAAAACCCAUAAGAACAGAUGGAAAGGAAGACUUUGGCUAAGCAGUUAGGAACAGUUUUAAAUUAUUAAUAGUAUCUUGUAUUAGACCAAAUACAUUUUUUUCCUGUCAAGCAUUCCUUAAGAUAAUCCUUUUUAUUAUCUGGUUAACAUGUUCCACUGAAAUUUGACUGAUUUAAUUGAUGCAAAAUUAAUUGCUAUUUAUUAUGAUUGAUUUAAUGGUGCCACUAACUGGAGCAAUAUAUUUUUUUUCCAUUCCAGCAGUGUAUCCACACCUACCAAUCUCUUCAAAGUCUUGCUUUGGAAGAAGUAGAUAAACUAUAUAGAAAACUAGACUGAAAAAUUCUACUUGUCAGGAGUAAAUUGUAAAGUACCUUGUGGAUUUUCCACAUCUAGUCAUACCUGAGGUUUAAGCAUAGCUUUACUCAGCAAAUUACGUCCUUUCCACGCUAUAACUGAAUUUUGCUCAUAUUUGAAGUCCUUAUACUUCCCAGUUUCCCACAGAAUUUCAUCAACCCUUAGCCGAUAUUUUGUGGUCAUGGCAAAGUUGUUGAAUUCUGUGUAGUAAAGCUGAAAGUGAAAUGUGAAAGAGUAUCCUUAAAUUUGAGGAAAAUGGCAGGUUAACCUGCUUGUUAACCCAAGCUUUAGCGCAUUUGAGGCAGCUGAGGAGGUUAUAUUUAAUUCAUAGAUCUUCCUUAUUUUUCAAAACCAAGUCAUUUUAUGGGUUUUCUUACAACUUUUCCUCACUUUGGGAAAUACCUACAGUGAACCAAGUAGUUGAGGACAUACCAGUGGUGUGGCUAGGAUAAGAGGCCAAGUUCCUACAAAACCAGUACCAAAGUGAAAAGAAUGGGUAAGAGGAGAUAGCAAUGUGGGAUGAAAGUUGUGAAAGAGAAUAAUUUAAAACUGCUGCAAAUAAGUUUCUUUAAGUGCUAAGGCACUGCUUCUGGGUGAAGGGAAGAUGAAGAUAUUCCUUUAUGACCUCUCACUGUUGCUUCCACAUACUGAGCAGACAGUACUACCAAAUAGCUGCUUGUCUAUUAAAUUUCUGUCCUGUUUCUUUCUAAGUACACAGUGAGCAGGACUGCCAUUAAAAGAACCAGUUGUCUUAUUUAUAUAUAUAUAUGAACAUAUGUUCUUUCUACAAAGUAUGUAUUUGCAGCUGGGCUUCCUCCCUCUAUCAAAAUGUAAGGAAGGGACCUGGAAAAUUCCAGCAGUUGAAAGUAACAUGGUUGGUGUGGCUUGAACAUCUGCAACCCACAUCAUCUCAUGCAGUAUUUUUACCAGGAUAAGGAUGAAGGUAGGAAACAUCCUUUUCUCUUCUACCUGCCAUCACAAAGUUAGGUGGUGCCAUGCAUAUUCACAUAAGUCAAGCUUCGCUAGGCAAAUGGUGCUUUUUCUGAAGCCAGCAUGAUCAUUUGCACAACAAGGUUCCUAUACAAUGUGGGCAUAGCUAACAGUGUUCAGGCUCAACUGUAGAUGCAUUUCAAAUUUUAGUACUUCUUAUUGAGACUUACACAAAACACCUUCAUGGCCUAACAGCUAUAUAUUGGGGUUUUUGAUUCUGGUUUUUGGUGGUUGUGGUUUGUUGGGGUUUUUUUCCUAAUAUGGCCUCUAAUUACAAUGUAAAGGGAUUAAAGAAUUUAAGAAGUCUUCUUAGCACAUUUAUUAUUAAUACACCUGUGUUACUCUUUACAAGUAAAAUACCCUGCAAAAUUAUUUCAAUAUUGGAAGCAAAAAACAUUUUCCACUAUAUUGGAUUACAAAUCAAAAGCUAUUUCCAGGAGUAUUUUCUUCCUGCUGUUAAGGCUCUUGCCAGUUGGGCUAUGUGAGGGCUGAGAAUUAAACAGUUCUGAAUUACUGAUGGACUGUUCCAAGCAUACCUUUUGGUCUGUGGAUUAAUAGGUUCUCUCUUGUGCUUUGACUGCUGUGCAGGAGAAAGCCAAACUAUAACUAUGAAAGAAUGCUUAAAAACACUGAUAUUUGCAAAUAUUUCCAAAUGAGGGACAGCACAUAGUAAUUUGUAAGAUAUGUGUAGAACUGGAAUAACAUCAUUUCUUUAUUUUCUUUUCCUAUUCUAGACUAAAAAGAAAAAAAACAGGUAUCUGUAUAAAUGUCACUUUUACUUUCUAAAAGUAAUUUUAAGUGUUAGUAAGAAAUGUCAGAAGAGUUGACAAAAUAUAACUAUUUAUAAAAGUAAUCUGAAUUGUUAUGCUAACAUACUCCAGGGAUGAGGGUGGGAGGGAGCCACUGAAAUUAUUAAUGAUACAGAAUGUGGCAGUGACAAUCUCUAUUCAACAAAAAAUAAGGAGUAAAAUUAAGUAAAAUGACUUAGAGCUUCUUGUUAUUAUUUUUUUUUAGUAGACCUGAAUUCUGGUUUGCCACAAUCGUAACAAAAGUUUUAAUUAAUGUUUUACAAUUUAGUAUACAAAUGUACUCUGGAGAGUUUUUUCUGGUUUUGUUUAUUUGUCUUUUUCAACUUCUAAGAUUUUUUUGUGGUUGCAGAAAUAUUUACUAUUCUGGUGAUGCUAAUGCCUAAUGUGACAAAGAUUAAUUUAUUUAGGCCUCAGUCUUGCAAGAAAUUUUGUGUGGCUGAACCCACCCCUCAUAUGGCACCCCACUGACCUCAGUGGGGUCCAUGUGAGCAGGAGGACAGAUGUACUUUCAUAGGUGAGCUUGCAGGAUUGGGCCUACUUUCUAUCUCUUCGUAGAUAUAUACAAUGUAGUUACACAGUGACAGUCAUCUAUAAAGGCUGUUUGACAACAGUCACUGGUAUAGUAAAUUCCACCUGCUGUCUUCAGCCUCUGCAUUGAUGUUCAUCCAAAAAAGUGGCUUUCUUUUUAUGAUGGUAAUUACUUUGAUUAUUUAUUUAAGUGCCAAUCAUCAAAGUGUAGUAUAAUAAUCAUGCCAUUUUUCUGUUUCCUAGACUGGAUAAUGGAAAUGUAUUUGUGCCUUUUGAUAGCAUGCCACUCUGCUUUAUUAAAGAAAAAUCUUCAAUAAUUUGUCUACAAAGCCUGUUUAAAAUAUUUGAAAGCUUUACCAUGACAUACUUUUUCUGCUCAAAUAUGCUAAAAUACUCAUAUAAAGUAAACUGGAGAUAGUAUUCUCAAGUCACGUAAAUAUUUUAAACACAAAAUUUGCAAAACUCUAUUGAGAUCACAAUUCUAGUGAGGGUCAUCAUGGGUAUAUUACUGCUGAAAAGAUUCAAGUAGAUGAAGCACAUGGCGGGUGUGUACGGGUGUUUUGACCAAUUUAUCAAGUUGAAGAGUCAGAUAGAAAGUCUCCUUAGUUCUAUUUAGGUACUUAGACCUAAACCAUUAAAAUCUUUUCUCAAAUCUGAAGGGUGAUGUGUAGCAUCUUCCCACCAUUUUACCUCUGGAGUAAAACUGGAGUGAAUAUUUGUUUCACAGUCAUUUGUGGCCUCACCAUCUCUGUGUAAGCUGUCAUAGGAAUUAAUAUCUUUGUAGAGUAAUUGUUGUGUCUGUUGGGUGACAUUCACUCCUGAUUAAAGGGCCUCCAAAAAGACCAUUUACUGGAAAAGCUCAAGACCCCUAUUAUGAAUUGAUCUAUGGAGGGGUGCUGAGAGCACUGCAAGAAGGGCCACAGUGGAACCUAGGACUCACUGGACUUUAAGACACAAACUGACUUCAGUGGGGCCUGAAUUUCAUCUAUCCAUCUCAGCGAGGCUCUGCAUGUACUCAGCUGAUCGAGUCGCUUUUGUGAAUCGGAGUUCUAGGUGUAAGUGGAACUUAACUUAAAUGUCCUGCCAGGCUCCUGCUAACGCUUUGCACAGAGGAGGUUUUCCUAUCAGGAGUUUGUACUGAUCAGGAAACAUUGAUAAAAAUAUCUGAUCACAGUUUUAUCCCAUACAUUACUAUAUGCCCAUAAAUAAAAGAAAUGAAACAUCACUCUAAAUAAUUCAUUGUGAUUGCGAUACUAUUUAGGUGAAGAUGAAAACACUGUAAGAAGUAAUGUUUCUUCUUAAAUCCCUUUGUUUAACUUCAGAUACUUGUGCUGAUCAAUGCAAAGCUACUAUGGUUAAAUAAAUCUUUUUUAAAAAGGCUCCAUCCACUUUUCAGAUUUUUUCAUAUCAUCUCCUGGAGUACUCAAUCCACUUGACAGCAGUUCUGUAGUGGUGGAGGGAAACCACUCACUAAGUUUUAAGUGAUCUUCAGUAUUUCCACUGCGCAUAGAAAUGCGUUCUUAUAUAAUUUUAUUUGAACCUGAGCUAAAAAGAAGCCAUUCUAUUACAAAUUUUGGCUUUGGAUCAGGCUCUGAGAAAUCACAGUUAAUCAGUCUAUCUUUCCUCUUAACAGGCAUUGUAAGCCUCAUGAUGUUUGACUUUCAAACUUGAAUAUUGGCCAUUUUUAGCCCAGAGGAAUGAAAUAAAUAUUUAUUGCCAAAUUUGUAUUGGCAGCUUUUAAGUCGCAGGUGAGAUCGGGAGCGGGCGAGAUGACCAGAUGCUGUGCCGACAGAAUUCAGGAAAGCCACUACUGGAGAGAACAGAUGCCAAAGAGUGAGCUGAGAGAGGGCUCGCAUACUUGGAGCAUCUCUUGCCUCUCAUUAGCAGUGACAAGGGAAAUGGGGAGCUACUGAAACAAGAGAGGCUGCUGGAGGGCAUUGCCAAAAGGCAGGGUACUGCAGGCAGUGAAAACCAGAGGAGGGGGAACAUUAACCCUGCUGUAUCCUUUAAUGCUACCGUGUAAGUAGGCUACAUUUUAAAACCUAAAAUACAGGGUUAGGGGAAGGGAAAACAAACCCUCAGAGUCUCUAUAGAUCAAAUAUAGUGACAAAUAUAUAAAGCAGUCAGACCCCCAGGAAGAUAAUUUCGUUGCUCAUGGUGUAGAUUUCUCACUAAGAAUUUUGAACUACUUAGACAAGGUUUAAAAAAAAAAAUAGCUUUCCUGCUACAAUGAGCACUCAGUAUGUAUUUGUAUGCUGUGUACAGUAUAAGCUAAAGCAUACCAUAUAUUGUUUUUGUUAUUCCACACGUCAACAGCCCACUUGCGAUAUAUACCAGCUGAAUUAUAUAUUGAUAAGUUAGCUACCACUGGAGCUAGUUUGUUUAUUGUUUAAAAAUCUUAUGUCCCUAUGAAAUGCUGUGUAUAUAUAUAUAUCUCUAUACUGUAAAAAGAAGUAAUAUCACAGAUGCUGGUUUUGUAUUUAUGAAAGACAUUGAAAGUAUGGCUUAAAGUAAAUCAAUUAUUUGUCACUCUUCACCAUUUGUAUAUUAAUAGUAAAGAUACUUUUACUUUAA